ACAUUCUUUACGCUCCGUGGUAAAGACGGCAAAUAAUAAUAAUUCCAAAAAAAAAAAAUAAUAAUCAUCCGCCGGAGGAGUGAUCUCAGGAGGAAAGUGAAAGGAACUUCCCUCCUGAGCUCACUCAGUCAAAAAAGCGGGCCUUUCCUUUUCAUGACGUCACUUUCACACGUUUUAUAGACAGAUAAAGAAAGCUUGGCGCUCCUCAUCCUCAUCAACCCAGCUGAGGCAGCUGAAUUUGGAAAGUGAGAAUAGAAAGGGAAUCACGGGCUAUGAUGUUUGGGAAAGUUGUAUCAACUUAUGCUUAUAAGUUGAGAGGCCGACGUGAUGCGGGCACAUCGGCGGCAUCAUGUUGGGGGUCGCACGCGCACAAGUGGUCCUCGUCGUCUUUGGGGCGCUCGCAUCCGCCCUCCGCUGCAAUUGGCUGAGACGAUACACGGACUUGAGCAACGAGUGUCUGAUCCUGCUGCGAGGCCUGGGCGGUCCCAUCACGCAAGAGGAAUUCCCGCUUCCUUUCCCGAGAAAACUUUACCGGCUGGCGGAGAAAUCUCAGGCGGCGUGCAAGGUGACGUUCGUCCGCGACAGCUUGGGGCACCUUUUGGAUCUUUACCUGGAAGCGGACCCCCCCCGAGUGGGCUGGCACCCGGGCCGCGUGGACGACCUGCUCAACAUCCUGUACAGGCAGAAGGACGAGCUCAACUCUUGCCUUCCGCCAGGAAAGGCCGGCUGUUUCUCCCAAAAACUGCGGCGCUACUACAAGAGACUGAGCAGGGCCGCUUUCAACGGCACGGUGAGUACUCUCGAGCGGCGCGGGCGCCGCGACCGACGAGCGCGUGACGUGCGUUUUACGGCUUGCAGGUCAGUGGCGCAGGUUGGGAGUUGAUCCGCAGCGAAACCAAAAUGCACCUGCAGCAGCUGCACUUGUUGGUGGCCGCCAUGUGACGGC
Messenger RNA from Syngnathoides biaculeatus (alligator pipefish), 946 nucleotides. RefSeq names its product interferon phi 1 (gene ifnphi1). The record is from RefSeq and is a predicted model, not a curated record. Lineage: Eukaryota; Metazoa; Chordata; Actinopteri; Syngnathiformes; Syngnathidae. Gene Ontology annotation, biological process: defense response. The coding region runs from base 350 to 883 and encodes 177 amino acids. Gene Ontology annotation, molecular function: cytokine receptor binding. Gene Ontology annotation, cellular component: extracellular region. The transcript is spliced from 4 exons.